This is a messenger RNA of Cucurbita moschata (crookneck pumpkin), 3224 nucleotides long. Its product is annotated as AP2/ERF and B3 domain-containing transcription factor At1g51120-like. Gene Ontology annotation, biological process: regulation of DNA-templated transcription. The transcript is spliced from 3 exons. Bases 1737 to 2708 code for a protein of 323 amino acids. The record is from RefSeq and is a predicted model, not a curated record. NCBI's taxonomy places the organism in Eukaryota, Viridiplantae, Streptophyta, Magnoliopsida, Cucurbitales, Cucurbitaceae. Gene Ontology annotation, molecular function: DNA-binding transcription factor activity; DNA binding.
AAAACCACUCGAUGGACUGUCAUGUCCUCUACCUUUUGUCCUUUGCUUCCCCUCCGCUCGUAAAUUUGGCUCUCUGUACAUUUUUUGUAACACUGUCCCUACCGCCCCUCUGAUCUGUUUGGCUCUCCACCAACGGUGGUGGUGGUGGAGGAAUUCUCAUUGGUGGCUUUCCCAGAUGCGUAUUUUAGAAAGAGAAAAGUUGUUAAGAUGUCAGGGUUGUUUUGUUGUUUUUUGCUUUUGAUGGCGUGUGAAAUGGGUAUAUCUAUGGAUGUAAUAGCGAAACCCUAUUUCGCUUUCUCCUUGCCAGUUUCUGCUGGUGUCGAUGAUGGAAAUACAUGAGAGUUGAGAGGAGUUUAAUUUUACAAGAAUAUGGAAGGAAGGAUGCAGAGAAGGUGUAUGAUGAAAUGUCUGACAAAGAAAGAAGGGAAAAUUUUUCUCAUGGGGUGGGCUAAAGUGGUUAUGUCUUUUAUGGGUUUAUUGAUUCCAUAAAUGGGUGGGUUUUAAGGUGAUGGAUUAGAUGAGUGAAGGGAAAUUGUUGGGUUUUGUUGAGAGAUUUUAUGAUGGAAUAUGGAAGGAGAGACCAGAAGGGUAAGAGAGUGACAGAAGAGAGUGAGCACACGCUGCAGCCAAAUGUAUGAAGAGCAUACCUCUGCGGGUGCGUGCUCACUUCUCUUUCUGUCAGCUUCCCCAGUAUUUUCCCUUCUGAUCUCUUCUUCUCUCUCUUCUACUCUCACUACCCGCUGCUCGCUAAUCAAAGACCCUAAUCUAUACCAAUGCCCCUUUCAUUCUUUCUUCUCUCUGGUUCACAUUGUCAGGGGCCAGAUGUCCUCUUGCUCCGUUCCUCUCUAUAAUGGGUACCCCCUUCAUUUUUCAUCCUCUGAUGGACAAAUGGAACAACAACACUGGCGGAGUUGAAGCGGCCUCUCUAAACUUCCAAGCGGUGCCACUGUAUUGUACAAUUUUCGCCAUCACACUCUUAAUUUGUCAGUUUAUUCUUAUCUAUUGCAAUAUUAUUAUUUUAUUCUCUGUGGUUCUUGUGAUUUUUUCAUGGAAACUCUUUUGGUGUUGUUUCUUUUUUCUUGACAUUGAUUUCCAUGGAAACUUGAUAGCACGGCUUUUGAUGCUCCUCUCCUGCUUAUAUAUAUGUAAUUUUGAUGGUACAAAUCAAUUACUGUUCAUAUUUAACAGAAAAAUCCUUCGAAUAUCGUUGUUGUUUAGUGGAAAAACCCUGAUUACUGUUCCUAUCUAAAUCUCAAACUCCCCGCCAUCUUUUGGGGUUUCCUUUGAUAUUAAGCACACACACUGCCUUUAUUUUUAUUUAUUUGGUUCCUGAGAUUUGGGUUAUUCCUUAUCUGACCAAAUAUUUCUUCCAUUGCUGAGAAUAUUGGAAUCUGGGAUAUAUUUAUAUACGCAUUAUUUUCGUCGUUGAAGAGUUUUGCAGAUUUUGUUUUGGUUUUUACUUUCCUAAAACGAAAAAUUUCUUGCCGUCGUGGGCUACUACUUGGAGAAGGGUGUGAGACUGGACCGACUCGAGUGCUGAAUAUGGCAACAAUCUCUCGUUUUGGAUGCCUGAAGGUCCUGCCGUUUUCGAGUCCCAGAUAUGGAGCUUCCAAACCGGAAAAUUUCCCCAUUCAGCACUUGCUUGACGUUGGGAGGCAGCAGCCUGCUUAUUUUUCUCUUCACUUUAGAUUCGCUAUCAUAACCACCACCCCCACUGUCCGAUUGCGAGAACCACCAUGAAACAGAAGUGGCCAAAUACGAUUUCAGAAACCAGGGUGAAUGCAAUUGCAGAAGGUUCAGAUUCAAGCUGCAUCACUUGCCCAUUCCCUGCAAAUGGGUGCAGUAAGCAAGGAAGGAGUUUAACCUCAAAAUUCAAGGGUGUUGUGCCUCAACAGAACGGCCACUGGGGUGCUCAAAUUUACGCCAAUCAUCAGCGUAUUUGGCUUGGGACAUUCAAGUCAGAAAACGAGGCAGCCAUGGCUUAUGAUAGUGCAGCUAUCAGAAUCAGGAGUGGAGAUUGUCAUAGAAACUUUCCUUGGACCAAAGUCACAAUUGAAGAGCCAAACUUUCAGACACUUUACACUACAGAAGCUUUGCUUAAUAUGUUAAAGGACGGUUCUUACACAACCAAAUUUGCUGAGUAUUUGAGGGACCGUUCUGAAAGUGCACAAACAUCAGCCGGCCCCUCUGCAGCAAAUAUAAAUAACAAUGAAGGGACUAUUAAGCAACUUUUUCAAAAGGAGCUAACACCGAGCGAUGUGGGUAAGUUGAACAGAUUGGUCAUCCCAAAGAAAUAUGCUGUUAAAUACUUUCCUCACGUAUCAGCUAGCACAUUAGAAAACGUAGAAUGUGCCGAUGACGAUCGUGAUGUGCAGCUGAUGUUUUUUGACAAAACAAUGAGACAAUGGAAAUUUCGUUACUGUUACUGGAAAAGCAGCCAGAGCUAUGUGUUCACACGUGGUUGGAAUCGAUUUGUGAAGGAAAAACAACUGAAAGCUAAUGACACAAUAGCUUUCUACUUGUGUGAAGCAGCAAAGACAAAUGAUGCUAAAACUACAUUCUGUGUGGUAGAUGUUAAAAAUCGUAAUGGUGCCAGCUCGGUCGAGAAUGAAGCCGAAGAAUUGUUAUCGCCCAAGAACAAGGACGAUGGACUAAAAGGUGAUGCUGAAGUUGAGGGUUUCAAAUUGUUUGGAGUGCAUAUUAAGUGAAAGAAGUAAGUUUUGCUAUUCCUUCCUCCUUCCAUCAUUCCUUUUCCAUUUUAAGUAGUUUGGUAGUGAUUAAACCCUUACCUUAAAAAAAAUCAUUUAAGGUUAUACUUGGGAGAUUCUUUUUGGAACCAUGCUACAAUUAAUACGGUCAUAAACUUCUGACCGAUAGUGCUCUGUUGUAGUUUCCACCCUCGUGACUUUUUGAAUGCAACAACGGCGGGGUGAGAUUUGAACUUUCGACUUCAAGAAAAAUAGUAGAUAUCUUAACGAUUGACCACUCCUUUUGUUUUGUGUUACUUAAUGAGUUACUCUUUAUGAUCACUGCUUAAUCUUUGGUUUAUAUAAUUCUCUGUCUCUGUCUCUGUCUGUAGAGCCAUUUUAUGAAGCAGAAAUUCCAAAAACAGCGAGGCUUUUUUAAUGUUAUUGGUAGGUGAGCAAUAUAAUCAUGCAGAAAGGCUUAGAGACUUAGUGGAGUUUUGUUCAAUAAAGUAAUCUUAUCAUCAUGAUUGAUUUAAA